Trematosphaeria pertusa is the source of this 1209-nucleotide messenger RNA. Its product is annotated as class II peroxidase. Gene Ontology annotation, molecular function: heme binding; peroxidase activity. The coding region runs from base 1 to 1209 and encodes 402 amino acids. The record is from RefSeq and is a predicted model, not a curated record. Gene Ontology annotation, biological process: cellular response to oxidative stress; response to reactive oxygen species; hydrogen peroxide catabolic process. The transcript has 2 exons. NCBI's taxonomy places the organism in Eukaryota, Fungi, Ascomycota, Dothideomycetes, Pleosporales, Trematosphaeriaceae.
AUGAAGCCCGUCAUAUUGUUGAGCUAUACUCUUCUCUCCUCUUUUCCUUCUUCGCUCGCCCACCCAGGCAUGGGAGAGGCAAUGUCCGAGAUGAAAAGGGCUGCCCUGGUUGCUCGGGCUGACCCGAAGCAGCUCCUCGGCGACUUGAAGACGCUCAAAGAUUCCCAGCUCACGGCUAUUGGCAAAGAUAUCAAAGCCAUUCUCCUCUACACGAAAGACGCGCGCUCCAAUGAGAUUGACUCUUCCAUACCUCCGGGCACCGUGGAUAGUGCUGCAUGCAAAGCGGAUCCGUGCUGCUUGUGGAAGUGGAUAUCGUACGAAAUGACUGCAAAGUUCAACGGCACCUCCGGUCGCUGCACAAAGUUUGCACGAGGAGCGGUGCGGUUGGGCUUCCACGACGCAGCAGUUUGGACAAAUACGAGUACCACGGGUGGCGCGGAUGGAAGUAUCUUACUCUCCAACGAGAUGGAUCGCGCGGACAACGAUGGCCUGGAAGCGAUUGCAGACCAAAUGAAGUCCUGGUACAACAAGUACAACAAGUACGGCGCCUCGAUGGCCGAUCUUAUUCAAUUCGGCGCCAAUGUCGCUACUGUGGUCUGUCCGCUCGGCCCACGGAUCCGAUCCUUCGUUGGUCGCAAGGACAAUUCGAAAGCCGGACCGACUGGCCUGCUGCCUGCUGUAACCGACUCGGCCGACAAGCUCCUCAAGCUCUUCGCCGCAAAGACGAUCGAUGCGCAUGAUCUCAUUGCUUUGGUCGGAGCCCAUACCACUUCGCAGCAGCACUUCGUCGAUACCGCAAGGGACGGUGACCCACAGGACACCACUCCUGGAAUCUGGGAUGUCGCAUUCUAUCCGCAGACAACUGCGAACCCGCCACCUCGAGUGCUCAAGUUUCAGAGCGACAUCAAUCUUAGCGGGGAUUCGCGCACUAAGGCGGACUGGGCAGCUUUUGGCGCCGGCGCUACAGGCCAGAAUGCUUGGAAUCUGGACUAUGCCAAAGCGUACACACGUAUGUCGCUACUUGGUGUCAACAACAUCAAUGACCUGAAGGAGUGCACGAAGGUUCUUCCACCGGAGCGCACUUCGUUUGUUAGCCAGGAUCAGGUGGUGUUGGACAUGUGGCUGCAGGGACAAUUCGACCAGUUGAACAACAUGGUGGACGAUGCUAUCAUGCUCACUGGCGUGAUCACUAACCCUGGGAAGGAGUAA